This is a messenger RNA of Hypanus sabinus (Atlantic stingray), 508 nucleotides long. RefSeq names its product neuropeptide Y (gene npy). The record is from RefSeq and is a predicted model, not a curated record. Gene Ontology annotation, cellular component: extracellular region. Gene Ontology annotation, biological process: neuropeptide signaling pathway; feeding behavior. Lineage: Eukaryota; Metazoa; Chordata; Chondrichthyes; Myliobatiformes; Dasyatidae. The coding region runs from base 78 to 374 and encodes 98 amino acids. The transcript has 4 exons. Gene Ontology annotation, molecular function: neuropeptide Y receptor binding; neuropeptide hormone activity.
GCAGACAACGACCAGAGGCGCAGAGUGAGAGAGAGAGAGCGGCGGCGGAUUUCCAGCACACUCUGUGGACCCAAAACAUGCAGACUAAUAUGAAGCUUCGGCUGGGGGUCUCCACGUUUGCGUUCUGCAUGCUCAUCUGCAUAGGGACUUUCGCCGACGCCUACCCCUCCAGACCUGACAAUCCCGGGGAAGGGGCGCCUGCAGAGGAUUUGGCCAAGUAUUAUUCGGCUCUGAGGCACUACAUCAACCUCAUAACCAGGCAAAGGUAUGGGAAGAGAUCCAGCCCUGAGGCACUGGUGAGGACAGAUUUGAUGCUGAGAGAAAAUGCUGAAAGUUUUCCUAAAUAUAGGUAUGAUGAACCUUCCAUGUGGUGAUGAAGGUGCACACUUUCUGUAAUGUGAACAUACAUUCCAGUGAACACAUCAUUGCUCUGAAAAUGAAACACUCCCACUAUCCCUAAAGAAGCCAGUGCAUGUCGCUUUCAUCUGAAUCUGUACAACUUUCUUAC